AUGGCCAUUAUGAAAAUCAAGUUCAACAUGCAAAAACGGGUGAAGUUGGCCCAGGGCAUGUGGCUGCUGAACUGGUUCUGUGUGAUGGUGGGAAUCGUUAUCUUCGGAAUGGGCUUGUUCCUCAAGAUCGAGCUCAGGAAACGGAGCGAGCUGAUGGACAACGAGGAGAGCCACUUGGUGCCCAACCUCCUGAUCCUGGUGGGUCUCCUGGCCUGCGCCAUCAACUGCUGUGGGGGCAAGUUUUGCUACGACUCCCUCGAUCCGGCGAAGUACGCCCGAUGGAAAUCGGUGCUGAAGUUCUACCUGGCCUCCUGUUUAUUUUUCGCUUUCCUGACCUUCAUCGCCGUGGUGUUGUGCUUCCUGAUGAGGGUCUACCUGGAGGACACGCUGGCCAAAGGGCUGAAGAACGGCAUGAAAUUCUACCGGGAUACCGACACCCCGGGCAGGUGCUUCAUGAAGAAGACCAUCGACCAGCUGCAGAUAGAGUUCCGCUGCUGCGGAAACAACGGCUUCCGGGACUGGUUUGAAAUCCAGUGGAUCAGCAACAGAUACCUGGACUUCAGCUCCAAGGAGGUGAAAGACCGCGUAAAGAGCAAUGUUGAAGGGAGGUACCUGGUGGACGGGGUCCCAUUCAGUUGCUGCAAUCCGGCCUCCCCCCGACCCUGUAUCCAGCAGCAGAUCACCAAUAGCUCAGCCCAUUACAGCUACGACUUCCAGUCCGAAGAGUUGAACCUGUGGACACGAGGUUGCAAGCAGGCACUGCUCAACUACUACGUUAAUAUGAUGCACUCGAUGGGAGCUCUAGUCUUAUUUGGUUGGAUACUGGAGGUGACAGGGAUGGUUGGGAUGCAAUAUUUGCACACAGCCCUUGAUAGCAUUGCAAACCCUGAGGAUCCUGAGUGUGAAAGUGAAGGUUGGUUAAUGGAGAAAGGCCUAAAGGAAACAAUUAAAUCUCUGCUGGAAAGCGUUAAAGAGCUCGGUAAGUUUAAUCAAGUAGCUACCACAGCUGAAGAGGAGAAAAAACAAGAGGGUACGACUGUCGCCACAGUCAGCUGA
Molecule: messenger RNA, 1056 nt
Organism: Pristis pectinata (smalltooth sawfish)
Lineage: Eukaryota; Metazoa; Chordata; Chondrichthyes; Rhinopristiformes; Pristidae
Product: peripherin-2-like
Exons: 3
Coding region: 1-1056 (351 amino acids)
Biological process (GO): visual perception
Cellular component (GO): membrane
Source: RefSeq, a predicted model, not a curated record